AUGUCUGCGCAAGCCUCGCCACUCUCUUCACCGCGCCAGACUCCCUUAUCACCCAACAGCAACAGCCAAGAUGACGGACAAACCCCUCACCUCUUGUCGCUCAAGGUGAUGCGUCUAUCGCGUCCGCUCAUGGCGACCAGCGCUCCAGUCUACUACGAAGGGUCAUCAUACCCACCACUUGUUGAAGGUUUAGAAUCGCUCAACAUUUCAGAUCUCACCGCAUCACACCCCAUUGAACUCCCCAACGACAUCCAAAUCCGCGACUUUGGCCUAAGCCAGCUACUUCAACUCCCUUCGUCAUUUGGCAAUAUAUAUCUUGGCGAGACAUUCAGCACACUUGUCAACAUCAACAAUGAAGGGCAGCAACAGCAUCCGAACGGCGUUGCUGCACACCAGGUCAACGUCAAGGUUGAGUUACAAACAUCAUCACAGCGGUUCAACUUGAGCGACACAAACUAUGAGCAACUCGACACCACAUUGGCAGUGACAGUGUCGCAUGAAAUAAAGGAACUUGGAGUGCAUAUCCUGGUAUGCACGGUACAAUACAUGACCGAUGACGGACGACGGCGUCAUUUUCGCAAAUUCUACAAGUUCCAAGUGUCGAAUCCGCUUGCAGUCAAAACCAAAGUGAACAACAUGAUUGAUGGGCGCGUGUUUCUCGAAGCGCAGCUACAGAAUGUUUCAGCGGGACCCAUGUUUCUCGAACGCAUGAAAUUCGAGCCGUCGGAGCACUUUGACUUCCAAGACUUGAACACGAUUGUUGUCGCCAGCAGUAACAAUGACAGCAACAUUGGUGACAGUACUAAUGCAGCCAGUGAACUCGUGUUUGGCACCAACUUCAUCCAUCCGCAAGAUGUACGUCAAUAUUUGUAUAUGCUGACGCCCAAGGAUCCGCAGAAUGACAGGAUUGCUCGUACGACCAACGCACUGGGCAAAUUGGAUAUAGUGUGGCGAUCGGCGAUGGGGGACCUCGGAAGAUUGCAGACAUCCCAGUUGACGCGUAAAGCACCUCUGCUGGAUGACGUCGAAGUGCAGCCGUUCUGGUUGCAAAAGGGCCAGGCUGCCGACGUUGUUUUGGAGACACCGUUCCAGCUGGGCAUCCGCGUCCGGAAUCAUUCGUCGCAGAACAUGAAACUGGUGCUGUCAGCGGUCAAGACAAAGAUGGGAUCGGUCUUGUUGAGUGGGUUGAGCACACGCAAUUUAGGCGAGGUUUCAGCCAACCAGUCGACAGAGACGCAGCUCGAGUUUUUCCCUUUAACGCCCGGUCUACAGAGAGUAGGCGGCUUGCGCGUGGUGGACUUGUUGACAGGAUAUACGAAGGACAUUGACCAUUUGUGUGAUAUGUACGCUUGCAUGAAUUUCCAUAACCCUUGCAAUAAUUACUUGUUGUUCCCGUUCUUGUUUUUAGUAAACAAUCUUUACGACUAUGGCACAAAGAUGCAGGCUAAGCCAGAAACCAUCGAGUUUUUUGAGUUGUACGAGGCGCUGCGUCAAGGCAAGAUGCCAAACAACAACCAGCUGUCCCAAGUGCUCGAUCGUCUUUUGGACAUUCGUGCCAUCAACGAACGUCAGCACAUGAUGUCGCCCGACGGCCAAAAGCUGUUGGCAGACUUCCGCGCACUUAUCCAGACGCUGCAGACGGCGCUCCACGUCAAAAACCGUGAUCAGCUGUUCCAAUCGCUCUACUAUCACUUGCACAAUCUGAAUUUGCGGCCUUCCGACGCGCAACGGGAACGCUUCCAGACGAACAAGACAGGGCAACAGCAGUUCUCUAGUAAAGAGGAAGCCAAAAAAGGCGGCAACGCAUUUAUCAAGAUCGGCAAGCUUAUUGUGACUAACGGCCAUUUCCGCGACCAGUUGACAGAACUCAUUUCCAUCGCCCAAGAAGUUUUUGGUGAUGCCACAAACAAGCUUAGCGGUCAACUGCAAGAUACUACGCAAAAACUACAAGAAGGCACGCAAAAGAUGAAUCAGAAAGCACAACAGCUGAACGAGAAGACCGAAGACUGGAAUGCCAAGGUCCAAGACCAGUCCAAUCGGGAUCCAAACGAAAUUGUUGACGAGGCCGGUGCACAUAUCAACAAGAUGCGCAAUGCUCAGUCCAAGCAGGGCACAUCUGGCACAAACAAUGCUACAGACGAUGUCUAUGAUGAUGCGGUGGAGCAACAGGACUCCACCAUGACACAAGAUGACGUUCGGGAAAAGCUCCAAUCCCACAAGCAAGAGUGGAAGAGCCAAAUGAACGAUCAAGUGAGCCAAACCCGUAACAAGCUCCAGCAACAGCAGCAAAGUGCUAAGCAAUAUGCUCGCGACAAGUUCCCGCCCGAAAAAGUGAACGAGAUUGUCGAUCGUCUCAAGACGGUACUUGCUGAAGUGCAAUCCAACCCCGACUAUCAGGACUCCAUUGGUACCAUCUUCAAUCUUUUUGAGACCUGGGGCCAUCGUGUUGGCGGCGUCGCUCAGUCAUCUGCAGGCAUGAUGUCUCAGACAGCCCAAGAGUACGGCGCGGACCACAACUUGUCGGCUGCCCAAGAUGAAAUCAAGGCUAUCAUCGAGGACUGGGCACAAGGACGGUCAUUGGAUCCAUUGAUCCAUGGUGUUGACAUCCUCAUCAAGGACGUCAAGAGCGACCCCGACUUGCGCCAGUGUUAUGAUCAGUCGACUCAAUAUCUUCGACGCUUGUUGCAAGAGCCUAAUUAUGUCAACAAUGACCAGUCGACCGAGGAUGGCAAGUAUCUCAUCAACCGUAUGCGUGAGUUGACACGCGAUCGCCACCGCGACCAUACAGACUUUUUAAUCAACGAAGCUAAGGCCUAUAUGAGCUCUCUUGAGGACGAUCCAAUGGCCCGUGAAUUGGAGAUGCGCUUCAAGCAGAUCCAUAACGACUUGUGGCUCGAUGAAAACGGUAACACUGCCUUCAAGCCUCAGCUUUUGACAGACAUGCGCUUGACCUUGCUUCCUGUCGCUUUGGAGUUUGUCAAGUUUUUGCCAAUCCCAAGGAUCGAAUACUCUGACAAGCAGAUUGACUUGGCUCUCGAGAAUAUCGUUUUGCCUGGCGAUACUUUGUUGCCUGGAAAUGUCGAGAUGAAUAUGGACAACUAUGUUAGAUUCAGUCCCCACACUAAUGUGACAAACGCCAAUCAACAGUCCUUGUAUAUCAAAAUGUCAGACAUCCGAACGACCGUCAAGGAUGUUAUAUGGUACUUUAAGCGCAAGGUUGGCUUCCCUAAGCUUUCGGACCGUGGUGUUGCUACUGUUGUCGUCGGUGGCAGAAAGGGUCUCUCGGCAACUGCCAAAAUCAUCAGUGAUUCUAACGACCCGGUCCACACUUUCCGUGUCGCUCAAUGCAAAUGCUACAUUGAUCAGAUCAAGGUCAAAAUCAAUGGCAGCCGUCACGAUAUUCUCUACAAGACAGUCAAGCCAUUGAUGGUCGCGAUUCUCAGACGCCAAAUUGCAAAGGCUAUUGAGGCCAAGAUCAUCGAAACAGUCGAACAAGCCGACGGCAAACUUACUAGCAAAAUGACCCGACAGUACCAAGAAUCGAUGAUGAAGAACUCAUCUAUGCAAACCCUUGCAUCCAACUACCAACCGCAGCAGCAAGGCAUCACAAAGGCUACCGCACCAGUUCCUGGUCAGCACACAGCCGCUACUACUGCAGCAACUGGACGGAUGCCUAUGGCACAGCAGGAAAUGAAGCGCCCCGGUCUGUUUGUUGCGCUCUUGACCAUCAUGAACCGCUCGCUCAAAUCACAGAUGGUUUCAGGUGUUCAGAAUCAACGAGAAAAGCAUCGAAAGAAAAAGUUGGAGAAGGAAAAGAAGAAGCAAGUACAACAACUUCAACAAGAAAGGGAGUCGUCAGGCAAUGAUCUUCAGCAGCAACAAGGAGGUCAACAGACAGCCACUAGCAGCAACAACGUCCCUACUACAACCGGUGGCAAUGUUAGUACAGUCCCUGUCAUUGUCGGAUCAGACGGUCAAACCUAUAUGCAGCAAGAAGGCAAGAUGAUUCCCGUCAAUAUUGUCGGCGGAGCCACGGGUGGUGCUCCAAAUGCACCAACAACGACGCAAGGAACGAUGAACAGCGGCAGCGGCUUUUUUGGCAACAAGAACAUGCAGGACUACGUAACUGCUGGUAACCAGGACACCACCACCCAGCAAUAUCAGCCUGGCAUGAUGGCAUCCAACACGACGGGUAGAGCUUAA
This is a messenger RNA of Zychaea mexicana, 4203 nucleotides long. RefSeq lists its product as uncharacterized. The record is from RefSeq and is a predicted model, not a curated record. Lineage: Eukaryota; Fungi; Mucoromycota; Mucoromycetes; Mucorales; Lichtheimiaceae. The transcript is spliced from 10 exons. Bases 1 to 4203 code for a protein of 1400 amino acids. Gene Ontology annotation, molecular function: lipid binding.